Kazachstania africana CBS 2517 is the source of this 780-nucleotide messenger RNA. RefSeq names its product monothiol glutaredoxin GRX4 (gene GRX4). The transcript has a single exon. The record is from RefSeq and is a predicted model, not a curated record. Bases 1 to 780 code for a protein of 259 amino acids. Gene Ontology annotation, molecular function: 2 iron, 2 sulfur cluster binding. Lineage: Eukaryota; Fungi; Ascomycota; Saccharomycetes; Saccharomycetales; Saccharomycetaceae.
AUGGUACCAUCCCCACUUCCUUCUGAUUUACAGGUCCAAAACAGCGCUAAAGCACAAAAUAUGUCAUUACUUACCGUCGACAGUAUACCACAUCUGGAAGAAAUUAUAAUAUCUGAAGAAAAGAAUAAGCUACUGGUACUGUUUUUUUACACUCCUACAAGUGAAUCAUGUAAACAAGUGUCAAGAAAAAUAAGAGAAGUUAGUGUAAAUUAUACUAAAGAGAGUGUCAAAUUCCUCAUUAUUAAUGCUGAAAGUAGCCCCGACCUGUUUGAUCUUUUCAAAUUGACGUCAGUUUCAAGUCUCGUAUUAGUAAGGAAUGGGUACGUUCUCAGGAAGCUUUGGGGAAGAAGUCUGGGUCAUUUCAUAAAUACAGUCGACGAAUGUGCAGAAUCUAUAUUUCAAAGCGCAUCUGAUGAAUCAUACGAAUUUAACCGUGCAAUUGGAAAUGAAGCAUGUAAACCAGAAUUAAAUCCGGCAUUAACGCAAAAACUCUCUAACUUAGUUCAAGCAGCGCCUGCUAUGUUGUUCCUUAAAGGCACUCCUUCUGAACCAUAUUGCGGUUAUUCGAGGCAAAUUGUAAAACUAUUAAGAGACCAUAACGUUCGCUUUGGUUAUUUCAAUGUACUUAAAAACGACGUGGUCAGAAAAGCAAUGAAGAACUAUUCGGAUUGGCCCACUUUCCCUCAAUUAUACUUGAAUGGCGAAUUUCAAGGUGGUUUAGAUAUAAUAAAAGAAUCUUUACAGGAAGAUCCUGAAUUUUUUAAACAUGUACUUCAAUAA